CGCUUCCCUGUCAGAGGGUAUGUUGAAUCACAUGACAGUUUACCCUCGCGUGUGUGGUAGUGUAACGCUUGUUGACAUUGUCAAUUUUUGAGAGACCGAAGAAGCCGAACCUGCAGCGAGUCCAGCGGGCGCCUCUCUUACAUGCCAAGGCCUUGGCAGUAAACGGGUAUUCGCUAUCACGUCGCCAUGCUGUGCAGAGGACUUCCUCGUCAACUUUCUUGCGCCCGAGUGCUUCUGUGCCGACAGUCAACCUCAACCGACGGCGUGAUCGCAACAGGAGCAGAUAAAAGUCAAAUCGUGAAUGAAAAUGAACUACGCCCAUUAUAUAUGGACUUUCAAGCCACCACACCUAUGGACCCAAGAGUAUUGGAUGCUAUGUUGCCAUAUGAGGUGAAUUAUUAUGGAAACCCUCAUUCUAGGACACAUGCUUAUGGAUGGGAGAGUGAGAAAGCUGUAGAAAAAGCAAGAGGGCAAGUUGCUGACCUUAUAGGAGCUGAUCCAAGAGAAGUUAUCUUUACAAGUGGAGCAACAGAAUCAAACAACAUCUCAAUUAAGGGUAUUGCAAGGUUUUACAAGUCCAAGAAGAAACAUGUGAUUACGACACAGACAGAACAUAAAUGUGUGCUAGAUUCUUGCAGAGCCCUGGAAGCAGAGGGCUUUGAAGUCACAUAUCUGCCAGUUCAUAAGAAUGGGCUGAUAGAUUUAAAAGUCUUGGAGGAUGCCUUCCGCCCUGACACAAGCCUUGUGUCUGUUAUGACAGUGAAUAAUGAGAUUGGUGUGAAACAGCCAGUGAAAGACAUAGGCCAUAUUUGCAAGUCGAGGAAUGUUUUUUUUCACACUGAUGCUGCUCAGGCAGUUGGAAAAAUACAUCUGGAUGUUAAUGACCUCAAGAUAGAUUUAAUGUCAAUCAGUGGGCAUAAAAUCUAUGGCCCCAAAGGAGUUGGUGCUGUGUUUGUGCGUCGAAGGCCUCGCGUACGGGUGGAGCCUCUACAGAGUGGUGGUGGACAAGAGAGAGGUCUGCGGUCGGGAACUGUACCCACUGCUUUAGUUGUGGGGCUUGGAGCUGCUUGUGAGAUAGCUAAACAGGAAAUGGAGAGUGAUCAUAAAAGAAUUAAGAUGUUAUCCGAGCGCCUGGUCCAGAAAAUCAUGUCUGAAAUCCCAGAUGUUGUAAUGAAUGGGGAUCCAGAGCAGCGAUAUUCAGGUUGUAUCAAUCUGUCAUUUGCCUAUGUUGAAGGAGAAAGCCUACUGAUGGCUCUGAAGGAUGUAGCCCUUUCUUCCGGCAGUGCCUGUACAUCUGCAUCCCUGGAGCCAUCUUAUGUAUUACGAGCAAUUGGCGCAGAUGAGGAUCUGGCACACUCAUCAAUAAGGUUUGGCAUUGGUCGCUUCACUACUGAGGAGGAGGUGGACUACACAGUAAAGAAAUGUGUGCAGCAUGUCAGGAGGUUGAGAGAAAUGAGUCCUUUAUGGGAAAUGGUCCAAGAGGGAAUUGAUUUGAAGAGCAUUAAGUGGACUCAGCACUGAAAAGAAAGAAAUGUAUUCAACUUAGAAGAUAUACUUCACUGCUAAAUUUCUGAAAUACCACCUCCUUUGCUAUAGGCAUCUAUGUUGUUGGGCUCAUUUCAGUCCUGCACACACACAUCUAUUGCUUGAGUGGGAGUUAGUUCUCGUUUGGCUUGUGGGACUGUUGUCUUUUACUAAUAUUUGAGACGUAUAGUUUGACAACUGAACUUUUACAGUCCAAGGUUUCAUGCACUACCCUGUUAUGUCAAAGGUUUUAAAAAGAAAGUCAGAAAUUGUACAUGUAACUGAUAAUAUGAAUUUGGACCAGUUUUUAGGAAAUGUUCUCAUACUUGUAGAUGUUAUUGAAGAAAUAAUACAAAUACAUAUUUUUCGUUGUAUGCCAUACUUCAUAAAGGGUGUGGACUGUGUUUGCUUUAUUCUUUAGAGCUGUGGGAGUCAUUCAUACAGUAUAUUGCUUCUCAUUUAUCUUAAACAUAUGCAAUAAUGUUUGUGUGGCCUUCUGUUAUAAAAUGUGUAUCUGACCAUUAGUAUCUGUAAAUUUGUUCUUUUAUAAUGACCGAAUAAAUGUGAUGCUUGCUU
Molecule: messenger RNA, 2100 nt
Organism: Erpetoichthys calabaricus (reedfish)
Lineage: Eukaryota; Metazoa; Chordata; Cladistia; Polypteriformes; Polypteridae
Gene: nfs1
Product: NFS1 cysteine desulfurase
Exons: 13
Coding region: 187-1521 (444 amino acids)
Biological process (GO): [2Fe-2S] cluster assembly
Cellular component (GO): nucleus; cytosol; mitochondrion
Molecular function (GO): cysteine desulfurase activity; pyridoxal phosphate binding
Source: RefSeq, a predicted model, not a curated record